ACAAGCUCGCAAAACGGUUUUCUUAGUCAUACCGAGUCAAGGAAGCUUCAAUUAAAAUGUUUAAGACAGCAUUACAUCUCAAAGACUUUCAUCUGCUCACAAACUAUUGGUCGUCUUGUUUUCACCUUCUUGAAUGAAUCGUACGAUCCUCUGCCUUGGUUUUUUCACGAUUAGCGGCAUCACCAUCACCAUCACCAUCAGGUUUUGCGUUGGUUGUAUUUGGUUGCCCAGAAAACGGAAAAGGAAACAAGUUUAAUGAAUUGCAGUUAAAUAUGGAUCAGGGGAAGAAACAAAUCUCCAUCGUCAGAAACAGCAAUAACAAGAUCUACUUGGAUCUCAAGGAUAUUGUACGGGAGCAUGUUCUUCAGUUCCUUCCAGCUAAAUCAAUUUUUCGGUUUACAGGAGUUUGUCGAGACUGGAAGUUAUUGAUCUCAACUCCUUUCUUUGCACACAACCAGUCGAACUGUUUCAGAAAAAUCUCAGGCUUCUUUUUUCAGUCCUCAACUGGUGAUCCAUCAUUUCUUUCACUCAAUCCAAUGGCCUAUGGUGUUCCAGACCCUUCUUUGAGGUUUUUGCCUGAAGCUGUUGACAUUAGGAGUUCUUCUAAUGGAUUACUUUGCUGCCAGGGUCGCACUGACUAUAAUGCUUACUACAUUUGCAAUCCUGUCACCAAAGAAUGGAAAAAGCUUCCUAAACCAGAGAAUUAUCAUGGCCCUGAACCUGCUGUUGUUCUCAUUUUUGAACCAUCAGUACUGAACUUUGUGGCUGAGUACAAGCUGGUCUGUGCCUUUCCAUCUGAACUUGAUGGAUAUGAAUUUGAGAUAUAUUCCUCUUCCGAAGGAUCCUGGAGAACUUCUGGUGAGAUUUUCCUUGGCAGUUGCAAGAUCCAGCCAAGUUCAGGUGUUCAUGCAAAUGGUAUUAUUUAUUGGAUGGCAAGGAAUAAUAAAAUUCUUGCUUUUGAUCUCACAAUGGAGCGGUCACAACUCUACUAUGGUGGUGGAACCUUGGGUGUGAUCAAUGGAAAACUUUGUGGGUUGUCUGUAUCCCAUCAGAGACUGUCAGUGAAAGUGUUAUCUAAUGCAUACACAAAUACAAUGCAAAUGCAUAGUAGUAUCAAGACAUGGGAAACACACAUUAUCACCUUAGAUAGUUCUGCUCUUGGUGGGGCUGUUUUUGAUCUAGAUAGUGUGCUGUAUGCACAAGAUGACAUUUUGGUGCUUCGGUCAGGGAGAACACUUUAUGCAUACAACAGGAAGACAAGAGAAGCCAAAAUCCUUAUGAGUGAUUCUUCUAUCACCAAUGGUAAGAUUGUUUCUUACGUGAAUAGCCUCGUUGAUAUCUAGUUAUUCUCUCUGCUUGCACUACCGCCAGGCCAUAAAUUUUACUUUAGAUGCCAUCAUUGUUGGGGACUUAAUAAUAUGUGUUUUGGUUAUCUUUAGUUAGAGCUUUUAUGUUUAAAGCAACAUUGCUUCUGGCGUUUGCUGAUAAAACUAUAUUAAAUAGGCUAUGCGGGGCAAUGUAAUAUUAAUGUUAUGAUUUUGGAUUUAUAUUGAUGUGAACUUGCAUGGAUAA
This is a messenger RNA of Mangifera indica (mango), 1572 nucleotides long. Its product is annotated as F-box protein At5g49610-like. The transcript has 3 exons. Gene Ontology annotation, molecular function: protein binding. The record is from RefSeq and is a predicted model, not a curated record. Bases 273 to 1343 code for a protein of 356 amino acids. Lineage: Eukaryota; Viridiplantae; Streptophyta; Magnoliopsida; Sapindales; Anacardiaceae.